This is a messenger RNA of Tigriopus californicus, 2252 nucleotides long. Its product is annotated as homeobox protein B-H1-like. Lineage: Eukaryota; Metazoa; Arthropoda; Copepoda; Harpacticoida; Harpacticidae. Gene Ontology annotation, molecular function: DNA-binding transcription factor activity, RNA polymerase II-specific; RNA polymerase II cis-regulatory region sequence-specific DNA binding. The coding region runs from base 608 to 2092 and encodes 494 amino acids. The transcript has 5 exons. The record is from RefSeq and is a predicted model, not a curated record. Gene Ontology annotation, biological process: positive regulation of transcription by RNA polymerase II.
CCAUGAUAGAGAAGGGAUCUUUCUGCAUGUACGGAGGAUAUGAAGGAGAGAAGGAAAAGGUGUAACGAGUGUGUGGUAAAAAAAAAGAGGAAACUUGGAGAAUAAGAUCCGCAGGAUUCCAGGAGAAACAGUUGGAGACGAACUGUCAGACGAACAGGAGAGAUUGGUGGACAGUGAGACAAAGAGGCGCCUUUGGUGUGGUGUUCAAGACAAAACAGAAAUCUAAAUCCAACUCGAGCUCACGCUUUGGGAUGGGAAUGACGGAGCAUUAGUGGCACGAAAAUUAAAGGACUCAAAGCUCAUUCCGUUUCUUCGUUGGGUCGGCUUUAUUUGCUCUACAGUGGUGGACAGUAGGCUGAAUGGACCGAUGAGUUAAGCCCCUUUAUCUCCGCUGUUGUUGUUACCAGUUCUCGCCAUUGUUUGCGCCCCGAGGUGUUAAUCUUCUUGUGCUUUGAGACUUACUAAAGAGGAUCCUAAAAACAAACCUUGCGCCGAUGAGGAGUGAAUCCUAAUAUAACAAAAGUGGGCUUUCCGAGGAAGUGACGGAUGAGCCGGAGUUAUUCUGGGCAUCGUCUCAUUUAAAGACAAAUUAUUUGCAGUCGACAAAAUGACCUCCUCGUGUUCAGUGGUCCAAGAAUCGGCUCUCAACUUGUCCAACGGAUCUACUCACGAGGGUGCAGACAAGAUCAAGAUGGAGGACGAGGAAGACAUGGACGAUACGCCUUCAAGUCUCCCCUCCAAUAGUGACACAGCUGCUGCCAUUCGAUCCCAUUCGAUUGACGCCAUUUUGGGACUGAGGAACAACGGUCCCAAUGGCACCCAUCACCAGUUCCUGAGUCAGGAACAUUUCAAUGAACUAGUCAACAAGGCUAGGUUGUCCUCGAGCACCCAACAAGCCAUUAAUUUUAGUACAAAUUUGCUUGCCUCCAACCCUGUGCAAUCUAAUCGUUCUCUGGAUAAGGAUCUGAACCUUCAGCACAAAUUAAGCCGUGGAGGAUUUACCCACAAUGCUUUGGGUAUUCCAACAUCUUCGCUGUUGUCGACGUCAUCGGCGACGUCAUCGGCGGCGGACCGACAACUGAAUGGCUCCAAAAUUAGCUCUUCAAAUUCGGCGGCGAUUGGCGCUAAGAACAACGGGCGUUCUGGAGGAGGAGGAGGAGGAGGAGGAAUAGAUCCCAUAGAGUCCAGAGGAGCCAAUGGAUCAGAAGCACGAGGAGAGCAUCAUCAUAAUAAUAACAACAAUAACAAUAACAGCAACAACAGCAUUAGUAAUAGCAAUGGUCGGCAACACCAUGACAGUGAAGACGAGAUCAGUGAUAACAAUACUGGAGAGGACAAUGAUUCCGAUGGAGGCAAGAAUAGUAAGAAGCACCGCCGGAAUCGCACCACCUUUACCACGUAUCAACUCCACGAAUUGGAGCGGGCGUUCGAGAAGUCCCAUUACCCGGACGUGUAUUCCCGAGAGGAAUUAGCAAUGAAAGUCAACCUUCCCGAGGUUCGAGUCCAAGUCUGGUUCCAGAAUCGAAGAGCCAAAUGGAGGCGCCAAGAAAAGAUGGAGGCGGCUCGGUUGGGCUUGCAAGACUUCCAAUUAGGAGGAUUGGCCAGUGCCCUGGGAAGGCCACCACCUGGUCUGGGGUUGCCGCCGGGAUGUGAACCCUGGGGUCUGGGGCCCUCACCCUUGUCAUCGCUUUCUCAUUCAUUACCGGGAUUUCUCUCCCAUCCACAAUUUCGAUUGCAGGCCGCAUACGCCAGCUAUCUCACGUCACCCGGUGGGUCAUUAUCCGGACUUUCCUCCAACCUGUCGGCAUCCUUGUCCGGUCCCUUGCCACCUCUACCCCAUUCUCUGAUCAAUUCGUCGCCCUUAACGUUGACUACAAGUACGAGUUUUGGGGGCAAACACGUUGGCUCGCCACCAGUGUCGCCAAUUUCGAUCACGGAUUCGGUCAAAAGUCCUGACACUCCCAGCAGACACAUGAGUCCUAGCUCAUUUGGUCCCAGUGGAGAAGAUCCACGAUUUGGCAGCAUUGAAUCCCUACGUUUGAGAGCCAAAGAACAAUUGGAGUUGCUCAAGGAUCAGCACUGUUUCCGAUAGACGAGGGAAGUGAGAUGAUAAAAAGAAUCAACUGUUUGUUUUAGUUUGAUGUUCUUUCUGCACUAUUCAUACUUCAUUGUUCAUCUGACGAUUUGCUUUUAGUGAAUUUCUAAAUCUGAUUAACUUGCACUUGAUCGAAUAAAAAUAGAAUUCAAGCAUU